This is a messenger RNA of Ogataea parapolymorpha DL-1, 1326 nucleotides long. Its product is annotated as 2,2-dialkylglycine decarboxylase. Gene Ontology annotation, cellular component: mitochondrion. The record is from RefSeq and is a predicted model, not a curated record. Gene Ontology annotation, molecular function: pyridoxal phosphate binding; transaminase activity. NCBI's taxonomy places the organism in Eukaryota, Fungi, Ascomycota, Pichiomycetes, Pichiales, Pichiaceae. The transcript has a single exon. The coding region runs from base 1 to 1326 and encodes 441 amino acids.
AUGACUGUCGGAAGUGAAAUAGAACUCUCCAAUUUUUGGGAAAAGGCCGAUAAUUGUCUUCUCAAGUACGGAGGCGAGUUUGUGAGAGAGAUCAUAGUUGGCUCAAAAGGCCUGUAUGUGUACACAAAUGAAGGCAAAAAGAUCCUCGAUUUUACCUCAGGCCAAAUGUCGUGCUUGAUCGGCCAUUGCAAUAGCGAGAUCUCGGAGGUUAUUACAUACUACGCCGAGAAUCUGGAUCAUAUCUUUUCCGGCAUGCUCUCUCCACCAGUUGUAGAUCUUGCUUCCAAAUUGGUCUCCCUGACACCUGACGGACUGGACAAAGCCAUUUUUCUUAGCACCGGAGCAGAGUCCAACGAGUGCGCCAUCAAACUAGCCAAAACUUUCACUCAAAAGUUUGAAAUAGUUGGCCUUUCGCUUUCUUGGCAUGGCAUGACCGGAAAUGCUGGAUCCUGCACCUACCAGUCAGGAAGAAUUGGGCAUGGCCCAACCGUGCCGGGUCAGCUGAUCCUCCCAGCCCCAAAUGAGUACCGCUCAAUUUUCAGACAUCCAGAUGGGUCCUACGAUUGGAAGACAGAAAUGCUGUAUGGGUGGUCUCUUGUUGAUUCUGCCUCUGUUGGAUCUCUUGCUGCUGUGAUUUUGGAGCCUGUGCUGUCUUCGGGUGGAAUGCUCGUCCUUCCUGAUGGCUAUCUGAAGGAAAUGAAGUUACAGUGCGAGAAGCGUGGCAUGUUGCUCAUUGUUGAUGAAGCGCAGACAGGAAUUGGCCGUGCAGGAUCCAUGUUUUCGUGCAUUGAUUCCGGCGUUGUCCCCGACAUUUUGACUUUGAGCAAGACUCUUGGAAACGGGCUGCCUUUGUCAGCUGUGAUGACUUCGAACGAGAUAGCCAAGGUAACUGAGGAACGAGGAUUCCUGUUCUACACCACUCACGUGAAUGACCCGAUUCCUGCCGCUGUUGGGUCAAAGGUGCUGGAUAUUGUGCUGAGAGAGAAUUUGGUGCAAAACUCUACUGAACGCGGUGAACAGUUCAGAAACGGACUACGAGACUUGGCUAAAACAUAUCCUUGGAUCGGGGAUGUCAGGGGAAAAGGUCUCAUGUGCGGAAUGGAGCUGGUUAAGGAUCGCAAAUCAAAAGAGCCUUAUCCCGAGCUCGCUUCAAAAUUAGCAACCAAGAUGAUGGACCUUGGGCUGUCUGCUAAUCUGAUUGCAGUCAAAUCUUUUGGCACCACUUUCAGAAUGGCACCGCCUAUUUCUAUCUCCAAGAAGGAGAUGGAUGAAGGGUUGGCUAUAAUAAAGAGUGCAUUCGAGGCUGUUGUGGCCGAAGGUAUAUAA